CCAAUCCCCCUUUAAUUUCCCAUGACUCCCCGCGUACUCAAGCCCCGCCCCCAGGCCCUCAGCCCCGCCCCGAAGUUUGAGGGGUGUGGAUGGUUUGUGACCCCCUCUUCCGACUCUACCCCUUACGGGCUGGGAGAACUGAGCUUGCUGGCCAGGGACCGGGCAGCCUUUCGGCUCAGGUGGGCCCACGGACUUCUCUCCGGCGCCGCGGGAAUAGGACCGCCCAACGCGGAGCCUGCGCCUCAGAAAACGCAGGGUCGGGACCCCUCCUCACCGCGCCGUCAGUGUCGCUCACAGGCUGAGGAGAGAGCAGAGGCCUCUGAGGCCGGAGACCUGGGGUCCUGCCUGGCCCCUGCCCCCGAAAGUUCCCUGUGUCUGUGCCAGUCGUUUUCGCUUCUCUCCGCCGCAGUUUCCUUUUCUGUAAAUCAGGGUUGGUGACAUUAACCUUCUUACUACCAUCAGGGGCUAGUCUGGGGAGCGAGAAGUAACUGCUACCAUUUAUUUAUUGAACCGUUGCCAUGUGCCAGACCCUGUGCUAGGUAUCUUGCUUCGAUGAUUUCCCGUCACCGUCAAAACAACCUUAUGAGGGCCCAUGUUCUAAAUAAGGAUGUGGAAGCUAUUCAGAUGUUGACAUGUCACGCACAUAUUCUUUGAGCAGUUUCUAUGGCAUCAUGCUAGGCACUGGGGUACAGAGAAAAAUACUUGUCAUCCAGAAGUCUAGUAGGGAGAGAUGGACAAGUAGAUGAGUGUAAUGAAAUGUUACAGGUAUCGUGAGAAUAGUUUAUUAAUGAUAAUCAUCCGAUCGGAUUUGCCCGGGACAGCUGUGAAAACAGCACACUCUCCAAGGGAAAGAGUAGGUCCUCUAAGGAGCAAAAGAAAGGCUUUCCUGCCUUUCUAAGGAACUACCAAGGGAGAAACUACACGGUACGAGAAGAGAGAUACAGUGUCGACCCAGUCAGCAGCCAGGCCAUGGAGCUCUCUGAUGUCACCCUCAUUGAGGGUGUGGGUAAUGAGGUGACUGUGGUGGCAGGUGUGGUGGUGCUGAUUCUAGCCUUGGUCCUAGCUUGGCUCUCUACCUACGUAGCAGACAGCGGUAGCAACCAGCUCCUGGGCACCAUUGUGUCAGCUGGCGACACAUCCGUCCUCCACCUGGGACACGUGGACCAUCUAGUAGCGGGCCAAGGCACCCCAGAGCCCACUGAACUUCCCCAUCCAUCAGAGGGUAAUGACGAGAAGGCUGAAGAGGCUGGCGAAGGUGGGGGAGACCCCACAGGGGAGCCCGGAGCCGGGGGUGGCGUUGAGCCGAGCCUUGAGCAUCUGCUUGACAUCCAAGGCCUGACCAAAAGACAAGCGGGCCCAGAAAGCAGCAGUCCAGAGGCCCCCCUGAGACCUGAGGAUGGCAGCUGCCUCCCCCCCAGCCCUGGCCUCAUCAAUGUGCGGCUCAAAUUCCUCAAUGACACCGAGGAGCUGGCUGUGGCCAGGCCGGAGGAUACCGUGGGUGCCCUGAAGAGUAAAUACUUCCCUGGACAAGAGAGCCAGAUGAAACUGAUCUACCAGGGCCGUCUGCUGCAGGACCCAGCCCGCACACUGCGUUCUCUGAACAUUACCGACAACUGUGUGAUUCACUGCCACCGCUCCCCCCCAGGGUCAGCUGUUCCAGGCCCCUCAGCAUCCUUGGCCCCCUCUUCGGCCACUGAACCCCCCAGCCUUGGCGUCAGUGUGGGCAGCCUCAUGGUGCCCGUGUUUGUGGUGCUGUUGGGUGUGGUCUGGUACUUCCGUAUCAAUUACCGCCAGUUCUUCACAGUACCUGCCACCGUCUCCCUGGUGGGGGUCACCGUCUUUUUCAGCUUCCUAGUAUUUGGGAUGUACGGACGAUAAGGAUAUAGGGAGAAAAUGAAAGGCAUGGUCUUCCUUCUUUAUGGCCUCCCCCCUUUCCUGGCCAGAGCUGGGCCCAAGGGCUUGGGAGGGAGGGGUGGAAAGGAUGUGGUGGGUCCUCCUCCUUAGGACAUAGGAGGCAGGUACAGGGCCUCCCCUUCACGUCCACGAGGGUACAGACGUCCCCUCUGUGCAAGCACAACUCAGGUAGAAAACGAGGACGUCAUCUUCUUUCACUUUUAGGGUCCAGAAAUUCAGAGCUGAGCUGGCGGUCUAGCUCAGUGGGCAGCCGGGGCUCGGAGGAUUCCCUCCCAGCUGUGGCCCUAGCUCUUUCCAUUGUCUUGCAUGUCUGCUCCUCAGUACCCAGGGCUGCCUGCCAGGGCAGCUCAGCAUGGCCCCAGCAUACUUCUGUAGGGAGCCUGGAGAAUUUUUCUGUUUCUUAAGGGAAUAUCCAUCUUUUGAGACUAAAGUCACACAGCAGGAAUGAAGGUUGUGUCCGCUUCCCCUGUAGGCACCUAGCCGCCUCUACCUUCUCCCUCCACCCCUGUAGCAGGAAUAGGGUGUUCUCUGUGUUCUGGAUAGUUUCCAGUGUUCUCCCCUUUUUCAAAGCACUUUGCUUGUAUUUCUUUUUUUUUUUUUUAAUAGUCCUUUAUAGAGCUCAGUCAGGAAGGGGAGUGCGGCACAAAGCCAAGCCCCCAGCAUUGGGAGAGGCCAAGCCACAGCUGCUGCUACCCUAGGCCUAAGGCUGUAAGCAAGAGACAGCUCUGGCCCUCAGCCAGUGUCCUACCCUGCCCAGCUCCAAGGACGAGCUCUGGGUAUGGAGCCCUGGGCCCCAGGCCCUUGCCUCCGGGGCUCAUGGAUGGAGGGUCAGUGUCUGUGACUAAAUAAAGUUCCGUUUUGUGGCUGUGGAGCCUCCUUCUGUGA
This is a messenger RNA of Felis catus (domestic cat), 2799 nucleotides long. RefSeq names its product transmembrane and ubiquitin like domain containing 2 (gene TMUB2). Bases 970 to 1878 code for a protein of 302 amino acids. The record is from RefSeq and is a predicted model, not a curated record. Lineage: Eukaryota; Metazoa; Chordata; Mammalia; Carnivora; Felidae. The transcript is spliced from 4 exons. Gene Ontology annotation, molecular function: protein binding.